AAACUAGAAAAAUGUAUCGAAGUUCGGAUAAAACACUAACAGAGUCGUGUUUUUGAGUCAAGAGUAAAACAUAGGACUCUCUCUCUCUCUCUCGCAAUUUAUUCUCUGGUCGACGAUGAUGCCCAGGCUACGACUGUAUCCAUGUCUGCUCCUAACUGUAUGGUUCUUGUGUAUCCUCUGUUCAGUUCAUGUGGUUAGAGCUCAAAAUCGUACUGGGGCCUCUACUCAUCCCGACGAAGCGCGUGCAUUGAACUCCAUCUUCGCGACAUGGAAGAUUCGUGCGCCUAGAGAAUGGAACAUCAGCGGCGAGCUUUGCUCCGGCGCCGCCAUAGACGACGGUGUCACCAUCGACAGCCGUGCAUAUAGCCCUCUAAUAAAAUGCGAUUGUAAUUUCGUCAACUCCACAAUCUGCCGCAUCACAGCACUGAAGGUUUAUGCUAUAGAUGUUGUAGGAACUAUACCUGAAGAGCUCUGGACUUUGCAUUACCUCACGAAUCUGAACUUGGGUCAAAAUUUUCUGACAGGACCCUUAUCUCCUGCAAUUGGAAACCUGACUCGGAUGGAAUGGCUGACUUUUGGGAUCAAUGCGUUGUCUGGCCCUAUUCCUAAGGAAAUCGGUUUGCUUAGAGAGUUGAAAUCGCUUGCUGUCAGUUCAAAUAACUUCUCUGGUUCCAUCCCAGCUGAGAUUGGGAGUUGUACAAAACUACAACAAAUCUAUAUAGAUAGUUCUGGACUUAGCGGGGAAAUACCCUUAUCAUUUGCUAAUCUUGUGGAGCUGCAAGUCGUUUGGAUGAUGGAUCUGGAAGUUACAGGUCGGAUACCAGACUUUAUAGGAAACUGGACCAAACUUGUUUCCUUGAGAAUUCUCGGAACUGGUUUGAGUGGUCCGAUACCGUCGUCAUUUUCUAACUUAUCUUCUUUGACAGAACUGAGGUUAGGUGAUAUAUCCAAUGGAAGCUCUUCUCUUGAAUUCAUCAAAAACAUGAAAUCUCUAAGUAUAUUAGUAUUGAGGAACAGCAAUCUCGAAGGGACAAUACCCUCUAAUAUUGGAGAAUACUCAAGUUUGCUACAAGUCGAUUUAAGCUUCAACAAACUACAUGGACCAAUACCGGCUUCACUUUUCAACUUAAGUCGACUUAGUCACUUGUUUCUAGGAAACAACAAGUUGAAUGUUUUCUUGCCCACUCAAAAGAGUCAGUCGUUGAGAAAUAUAGAUGUGUCCUACAAUAAUUUGUCUGGAACUCUUCCUUCAUGGGUCAGCUUACCGAACUUGAAACUCAACCUAGUUGCUAACAACUUCACAUUGAAAGGUCUUGACAAGAGAGUUUUACCAGGACUAAAAUGCAUGCAAAAGAACUUCCCCUGCAAUAGGGGCAAAGGAAUCUGUAAGUGUAACGAACAGAUAUCUUCACAACCGUUGUUCUUUAUGUGCAUUAACUAUUAUAAAAACAAAUUGUUUAUUAUUUCUCUAGAUUCUGACUUUUCGAUCAACUGCGGAGGGCCAGAGAUAAGAUCUGUUAGCGGAGCACUAUUUGAGAAGGAGGACGAGGAUCUUGGGCCAGCUUCCUUCUUCGUGAGUGCUUCUCAGAGAUGGGCAGCCAGUAGCGUAGGACUUUUUGCCGGAAGCAGCAAUAAUAUAUACAUAGCGACUUCACAAUCACAGUUCGUCAACACUUUGGACUCGGAGCUUUUUCAGUCAGCAAGACUCUCUGCAUCUUCCCUAAGGUAUUACGGGUUGGGACUAGAAAAUGGAGUCUAUACAGUGACAAUUCAGUUUGCUGAGAUACAAAUGAUAGGUUCCAACACUUGGAGAGGUGUUGCAAGAAGAAGAUUUGACAUUUAUGUCCAGGGAAGACUUGUUGAAAAGGAUUUCGAUGUACGGGGAACAGCUGGUGGCUCUAAUCUUAGAGCUGUUCAGAGAGAAUAUAAAGCAAAUGUAUCAGAAAAUUACCUCGAAGUUCAUCUUUUCUGGGCUGGAAAAGGGACAUGUUGUAUUCCGAUUCAGGGGGCUUAUGGGCCAUUAGUAUCAGCCGUUAGUGCAACACCAGAUUUUACACCAACUGUGGUUAAUAUACCGCCAUCAAAGGGAAAGAACAGGACUGGUACUAUUGUUAGUGUCUGAUACUCUUUUACUAAGGCGAAGACUGGUGUCAGAGGCUUUGCCGUUGAUAUCUCAUCUUCUAAUAUACACAAUCAUAGUGUUGUUCGUCGGGUUUAUGCAUUUUCUGUUGAACCUUUGGGUUGUUGAGCUGGUGUUCAUCUGUAGCUCGUUGUAGUCGGAUCAUUGGUGUUGUUUUUUUAAUACAAAUUAAUAUGAGUAUAUCCUUUCUUGGC
Messenger RNA from Brassica oleracea var. oleracea, 2334 nucleotides. Its product is annotated as probable LRR receptor-like serine/threonine-protein kinase At1g56130. Bases 116 to 2122 code for a protein of 668 amino acids. The record is from RefSeq and is a predicted model, not a curated record. The transcript has 18 exons. Lineage: Eukaryota; Viridiplantae; Streptophyta; Magnoliopsida; Brassicales; Brassicaceae. Gene Ontology annotation, molecular function: protein binding.